AUGGCAGCUAAAGCCGAUCCUACAAAGCAAGGAUGGGAGGAAUCGGAGUUUCCGAUCUUAUGCGAAACUUGUCUGGGUAACAACCCUUACGUGAGAAUGACGAAACAAGUGUAUGGCAAGGAAUGUAAAUCUUCCGCUGGAUGCCCGGCAGUGGAAUGCGUACAAGUUCGAGAUACAGCACUUGGCAUUACCAAUGAUGCACCUAGGUCAGAAAUUAAUCGGGAGUAUUUUGCACAGAACGUCGAAGGAAGGAUAACAAACGGUGACAGCCUAAUAUCUUAUCAUAAAGCCGAUUCGGCCGGGAAGGAGCUAUUAAAAAGAUUGGCGAGAACAGAGCCAUAUUAUAAAAGAAAUCGGCCACACAUAUGUUCAUUUUUCGUCAAAGGUACAUGUAAGCGUGGAGAUGAAUGUCCGUACAGACAUGAAGCGCCAGAAGAAAAUGAGCUUUCACAUCAAAAUAUCAAAGAUCGAUAUUAUGGAACUAAUGACCCCGUUGCAAAGAAGAUAUUGAAUAGGUUCAAAGGCGGCUCAUCGAACAAUAGUAUUGAACCUCCCGAGGACAAAACUAUUACAUCGUUAUUUAUAACGGGCGUUGAAGAGGACAUUACAGAAGCAGAUCUCAGAGGUCACUUUUAUGCAUUUGGAGAGAUAAAGUCCGUAGUGGUGGUUCACAGGUCCCAUUGUGCAUUUAUAAAUUAUGCGACGAGAGCAGCAGCAGAAUUAGCUAUUGAUCGAUCGGUGAACAACCUCAUUCUCAAAGGCCAUCCUCUGCGAAUUGCUUGGGGCCGUCCGCGCCCCACUGGACCAAGGGCGGAAAUACAAGCAGUAAUGCAGACAACAGAGCCGUUAGUGUUGCCACCACUGGAGAGCUUGGAAAUACCUGCCCCACCUGGUGCUGAGAGCGGUACUGACAAUAACAUUGUGUAUCCAAGUCAAGACCCUACAUAUCAAGGCUCUGUAAGCAAGGGUUAA
This is a messenger RNA of Paraglomus occultum, 972 nucleotides long. The record is from the annotation of a GenBank genome assembly. NCBI's taxonomy places the organism in Eukaryota, Fungi, Glomeromycota, Glomeromycetes, Paraglomerales, Paraglomeraceae.